GUAUCAGCCAGCAACCAGCAGCAAGAGGAGCUUUUAACUAGUGUAGGUAAUAGCUACGUAAAAAAAUGGUUUGCAUUGAAGGAAAGUGUGACCUUCGCAGUUAGUUCUUGGGAUAUUAUAAAUGAAGACAAUAAGUUUGAAGAAAAUUCUUGAAAAAGUGCAUAAAAUUGUAGUGAAUUCUCGUUUUGCUAUCGCAUAUUUUAUACUUGCUUCGCCAAAGAAGAGAAGCGAUAAAUAACGUGAAGAAGCUAAUGUGUGAACGAUAUGUAUGUGGUUGGUGUGUAGCAUAAUAAGAAUGUAAAUGUAAAGAGAACAAAGAAGGAACGUGUGCAAUUAGUGUAUGUGUGUAUGUGAGAAAGGAGAAGCACGCAAAGGCACACACAAAAUCGCUGGGAAGUGAACUGCUCUCAACUCGACAUUGUGGAAAGCUCUUUUUGGGGCUUAUAUUCAUGAGAUAUAAAUCAGAGUUGCAAUUGUGGAUGGUGGAUUUUUAUGUAUGGCAUGUCAAAAUAAAGCAGAGGAAAGUAGCAGUUUAAGGAAGUUGUUAAUAUCUGAACACAUCAUGUGAAUAUUCAAUUAUAAACAGGGGCCGAAAAUGGAUCUGUUACUCGAAUUUCGUGUUUGCCAUUUUAGUAAUUGCUCCUUUGAACUGCUCCACUAAUUUGGACCAUUGGGGCAGCUAGGAGACAAUUACUCACAGCAUCCACCCAAUUACACACUCGAGGUUUAAUAAUCAACGACAAAUUAAACCAUUAUUUAAAACGUGAAAACGCCUCUAUGAACAAAAUUGGAAUAGAUACACGAUAUAACCGAUCGAUAAUAAAUUACACAUGAUAUCCUAUGGUUUUAAAGCAAAUAUAAAACGUAACGAAGAAAUAAGUAUUUAUGUCCAAACAAGGUAGCCUGCAAAACAGUCUUUUAAAUGCCCAAACUGCAUAUUAUCCAGAAAAAAAGCUAUAUCCGAAGCUACAACAGCAACAAAAACUUUUAUACCUUUCAAAAUAUCCGAGAAGCUGCAGAAUACUGACAUUUAAAAAGUUAGUUUGCAAAAAAAUAUCCCCAGCGAAAGUGACGGUAACGGAAAAGUUGCGGGAGUCCGAAAGGAUUUGUGGUGCCGCAUCAAGUGGCAUCAAUAUUAAUAAGUUUAAGCAUAAAAUGGCAAAUACGCUUUCCGUCAUGACGAACGUUUUACGGAAUGUUGUCAGCAAGCAGCGAAUACGCUACAAGGACAAUGGAUAUAAUUUAGACUUGACUUAUAUAUACGACAAUAUAAUUGCUAUGGGUUACCCGGCGGACAAUAUAGAGAGUAUAUUUCGAAAUCGUUUGGAAGAUGUUUACAAGUUUCUUCAGGAAGUUCAUCAAAAUCAUUAUAAAAUUUAUAACCUAUGUCUUGAGCGUAGCUAUGAUAGCAAUAAAUUUCAUGGAAGAGUUGCUGUUUAUCCUUUUGAAGACCAUAACCCACCAACAAUAGAAUUGAUACAAAAAUUUUGUAUGGACGUAGAUGAAUGGCUGAAAGCAGAUAAGAAAAAUGUGGCCGCCGUACACUGUAAAGCUGGAAAAGGCAGAACUGGUACAAUGAUUUGUUGUUACAUGCUUUUUAGUGGACGGCAGAAAACUGCCGAAGAUGCUUUAGAAUGUUAUGCUGAGAAACGCACAAAGGAUCUCAAAGGUGUUACAAUUCCAUCGCAAAGGCGUUAUGUUCAGUAUUUUGCAAAAUUAAUACAAUCUGGUGUACCAUAUGAAAGGCGUAUUCUGCAAUUUUGUGAAAUUCGUUUUACUGAGGCUAACUUGUUGCACAGUUAUGGCACAGUGCAUUGCUCAAUUUCCGUGCUGGAAGACGAUGGAUGUUCUGUAAAAGUUAAGCAUCUGCUGGGGUUACCCAUCGAUUUUCGAAAAAGUCAUACACUGGAUUUAAAAAAUCUGUGUGUAGCCGGUGACAUAAAAGUAGAGCUGACGCAUAAAAAGAAACUGUUCCAUUUCUGGUUUAAUACAUAUUUUGUGCGCGAUGACGCGGUCGUUGAGGGAGAAGGUGAGGACGCGAAACUUGUGUAUACACUUAAUAAAUGCGAAAUCGAUGAUGCACAUAAAGACAAAGAGCACAAAUGUUUUUCGGAAGGCUUUAAGGUGCAACUUGUAUUCUAUGCGGAAACUUCAAUGCGACCUGGCUUACAAGCAAAUGUUAGUAGCAUAGCCAGCCAAAUUGUGAAUAAUCAAAGGAUGUCUCAAAACGCGCGUCUCUCUCAUCAGAGCAGUGGUGGCGGUUGCGAAAGCAGCAGUAGCAGCAAUUGUCAAUUGCCACAGAAUAGCAGCAGUGGUAGUGAUCUAAAUUACAUUUGUGAUCAAAAGUCCUCCUCAUCAGCAUCGGCGUCGGUUAGUAGUUUGGGCGGUCCGUUAGUGGGUGUUGGCGGUGGCGUUGGUGGCGGCAACGGAAGCGGCAGUGGAAGUGGCAGCAUUGGUGAGCUCAGUAUCGGUGAUACAACAAAUGCAGACUUCUCCCGCAUGGACAGCACGUUAGUGGGUGCACAAUACAUACAGCAUCAGCAACAGUUACAACACCAACAAAAACAACAAAUUUGCCAUAGGCAGAAAUACAAUGCUGCGAAAAAUAUCAACAGCGAUUGUGAAGAGUUCGAUUGCAAUACCGGCAUGAUGCCGUUGGAUCGAACACAUGCUGCACCAACAAAUACAUAUGCGUUACUUCCGCAACAACAACAACAGCACAGACAGCUUUACACGGCGGCGAAAAGCGUUAGUGAUGACUGUGAUGAUUACGGUGAUGCCGAUGUACGCAUCUCGUCGUUCGAGCGAAUAAAUGCUGUACCCACAACAGCGUAUGCGUUACAACCACAACAACAUCAUGCGGAACGGAUUUCUGUUAACUAUAGACAUCAGUAUAUGCCGACGAAUAACAUAAGUGGUGACUGUGAUGUGUAUGAUUGUGAUGUAGGCGUUACGCCAUUUGCGCGCUUAAGCGCUGCACCUACAACAUUUGCACUAACCCCACAACAACAACAAGACGCGCAAUCACAACACACUUAUGUGAAUUUGGAGCACAUGAUGACUGCAUCGGAUAAACAACAACUAAUGCAACACUAUCAGCAGCAGCCGCCACAACAGACAAUGAAACCGUUAUUCACAACAGCACCAAAUCAUGUGGCAACUACUUCGACAGUAGUGACCGCCACAGGCAACAACGUAAUGAAAUUCGGCGUACCGUCAACAACAAUGGGCUUAAUGUGCGGCAAAAAUAUUCUAUAUCAACCAGCAGUAGUGCAUGGCGAUGGCAACACCAAUCAUUGCGCCAACAGUGUCAGGCGUUUAGAUGAAGGUACAAGAACAACAAUGCAGACUAAUGGUUCAACUGGUGGCAGUGAUGUGAACGGUUGUAUUAGCGCUAACAGCAGUAAAAGCAGCAUUAGUAGUCACACAUCAUCUUCAGAAUCAACAACAUCGUGCUCAUCGUCUUCGGCGCCAACGUCUGGUGGAGAUAAAGAUUGCGAAGAAGAAGACUGGGAGUCCGCUGCCAACAUCAAUUCGCACAUAAGUCAUCAUCAAAUAAAUACUGCUGGUGUGGAAGCAUUGCUCCAGAGUCAAGGCAUCGUACGUAAUAACGUUAAUAAAAGUAAGAUGUCUUUAGAAGAGCAGCAAAAUUUGCAUGCAAGUAUGGAUAGGAACAGUGAUUACUACACGUAUAAGGAUAACAAUAGCACCAACGGUGACACCAGCGAAAGUAACAGCAGCAAUGAUGACAGCCAACGUUCAAACGACGGCAAAACUCCUUACACCACUAGACAUAGAUAUACCGCGAACUAUCAACUAAUUGAAGAGGAUAUCAUGGAGGAGAGUGUGAAUGGUAUAAGUAUUGAUGUUGACGGUGCCAACGUUGAAUAUGAUAAUGAUAAUGGUGACACAACAUGUGUUGGCAUUUUCCUUAAGCGCUGUCAAACCAACACUGCUAAUGGUUUGAAAAAACCGCACACACGCACGCGUCGAGAAACCACUUAAGUCAGCCAAAGAGCUUUGAAAGCCUCGCGAAGUAAACGUAAAUCGGGAAGCAGCCAACAAACCGCAUCACUGGUGAUUGCCAGUUGCAAAUGUGAAUGUAUCCUAAUAUUUUUGUAUGGAACUCAAAGAACUCGUUAACGAUAAAUGUUUCAGACGUUCGAAGGUGUACCCUAAAACAGUUAUAUGUUAUUCACACAAAGUAUGGUGCACAUAGAAACGCGAGCCAGCCAAUCAACAAUUGCAUUUGUGUACAUUUAAUUAAGCAUACAAAUUCGUAUUAAAACUAUGAUUAUUAACUCCAAAAAAAAAAACAAGAAAAAAAUCAAAAUGAACAACCACACCGGGCACUGAUUUCUAAAGAGCGUUAAUGUUAAUACGUUAUACCAAGUGAAAGUUAGGAAGCAGUUAGUAGAUGCUAAAUAAAGCUGGAAAAUGUAUGUAUGUAUAUGUAUAGUAAAAGCUUUAUCUGUGUAUUUGUACUAUAUGAACAAGAAACAAAUAAAAAGGAAAGAAAAUGAGAAAAGUGAAACAAACGCUUUCAAAAUAAACUUAUUUACCAUCCUUUGAGCUAAUACGAAAUGUAGACGAAACCUAUAAUGUUAAAUUAAAAAGAAAACAGUAAAAUAUUAGCAAAGUAGAGGUCAACUCUCAAUAAAAAAACACACACACACUCGACACAUACACCUACAAAGAAACAAAAACUGAAAUAAUAAGACAGAAAACAUUUGAAAUGUUAAUGAGCAGUAAAUGUGAUGCGUAUAUAAAUCGAAAUCAUCGUAUUAUAUAAAUAUUAAAAUGAAUGCAUGUUUUGAACGCAAAAAAAAUUGUGAAUGUUACUAGUGUAUUAGUGUAACCAAAUGCAGCAUUUAUGUGGCAUACAAAAGUUAUUGCCACAAGCAGUAUAUAAAAUUGAAAUCAAUUGAAAAUCAGUAAAUGUCACAGGAUUUUAUAUAAGUAUGUAGCGAGAGGAGAAAUAACUGAAGCUAAAUUGAGGGAAAGGGAAGAAGUAUUUAAGGGAGAAGUAUGCAACGUAACCGUCUAUUCAUGAGAAACAAAAUAAAAUACAAGUAAACAGGAAUAAAUGCAUUAUUAAGUCUAUUAACAAAACACGGCUAAAAACUGAUAUGCAGGAGGCAGCAUUGAGUUUAAGAUGAAACACAAAAAAGAAAAAAAUUACAAUGAAAUUAAUGGUGAACAUUGAUAUUUAGCUAUUAAGAUUUCAUAAAGCGUACAAUAAUGAUAUUAAAUUUCAUAUAAAUAUGUAGGUAUGUGUGAAUCAACUUAAAAUUACAAUUAAAAACAUAGACACACAAAAAAUGUUGUACAUACUGCUAGCAUAUAACACAUUAUCUCUCUCUAAAUUUACUUUAUUUAUUUAAAUUGUUUUUUUGAGUAAAUUAAUACUUCUAAAAACAAUUAUAUACCAACGCUAACCUAAAGUUUGUUGCAAAGCACCUUAAAGUCAUAAUAGUAAAUCAAAAUCGCCAAACCUAAUUUUAAAAUAAUUUGUUUUAAUGGUUACAGACCAGGGUUGUAAUAAUGCAAUAAAAAAUAAUUAAAUUAACAUUUGAAUUAAAAAUUUCUUAUUUUGUAAUCCCAUUAAACAUCGGGAUUAAAAGAUGGAAAUUUUAUUUUUAAUUCAAACUUUUUUUACUACAAUUCUACUGCUGCCGAAUUUUGUAUACGCCACAUACUUUUAUGAAAACAAGUUAUUUUUGAAACAAUUGUUUAACGUUGUCUUGUAAUUCUAAUUUUAAAAGCACAUAACUAUGAGCGAAAAAUAGUAAGACUUUGUUCAUAGUUUUAAAAUUAUAAAUUUAUUCUUCAAAACUAUGUAUGUCGUGCCCCUCAAAGUAAUCCUCCUUGGCCCUAAUACACGUGUGCCAACAUUUUUUCCAUUUCUCGAAAAAGUUUCAAAGUAUUAUAGUAAUACUCUUCGAUUCGCCUAGCUAUUCACAUUUAAUGUCUUUAAUUGACUAAAAACGUUUUCCUCGGAACGGUCGUUUGAGUUUGCUUAAUAGCCAUAAGUCAUAUGGAGCUAAAUCAGGCGAAUACGGUGGUUGCGGCACGAUAUUGUUUGAAAAUUUGGUGAAAAAAUUUGCAGUGCACUACACCUCGAUAAUCGAUGGAAACUAUCAACAUAACCUUGAUUUUUGAACUGCUUUGACGUGGUUUUUUCGGCUUCAGCUCACCUUUACCACGAUAUUCGGCCGAUUGAUCGUCUGUUUCCAGGUCGUAAACAUAGGUCCAAGUAAUGAGACAAUAUUCCAAAGAUGCCAGUAAGAUCUGCGACUAUUAAUCGUCGAUUCUCAAGCACCAAUUUCUUAAUUUUCUCGACUCUAUGAAUGAUUUGCUCCAAUCAAAAACACUUGUUCGCGACAAAAAAUUAUCACCGAGGGCUUUUUCUAACAUUCUGAACGUUUCAGUAACAGAAAUUUGAUUCCGCACACAAAAUUUAACUUCUUUGUUGAAAAAGUUUACUCAUCGUGAAAAUCGCUCAUAAUGUACUUCAGAAGGACAAGCGUACACUAAUUAUUAUUUUGAUGUGACAUUUAAAAUUGGUGGCAGAUUAAUCAACAAUUUUUUUUAUUUCUUUUAUAAUAAAAAUAUAUAUGUUGCUCGGUAAUUAUGCAAAAAAUAUAUAUACAUAUAUACUGUAUAUAUUGUCACAUCAGCACAGUUAUCACUGACAGUCAUAGCAAAUAAAAAAAUAUUUCGUCGAAUGUGUUUUAAAUUAAAAAAUCUUAUUAUUUUCUGCCCACAGCAUCUUUAAAAAUUUUAAUUUGCUGACCUCUAAGCAUAUUUCCCUAUACAAAUAUUGCAUACGUUAAGAUGUAAUUGUAACUUGGUUUUGAAAUUGCUGCUACGUUCAGCUGCAGUUACUACGAAGUAAUUUUUCACACAAAAUCUCUUUUUUGAAAUAACUUGUCUGCCAUAAAAAGUACUUAUUUAUGAUAUACUUAAUUAUUCCUUUGUCUUGCGCGCAUAAAACUACAGUUUACUUGGAGCGCUUAUUUCAAUAGUUAAAUAUAACGGUACACUUGGUUAAAACAUUUUCAAUUUAGUGGCUACUAAUACGAUCUGUGCAUUCUCCACAAAAAAAAUUUCGUUUGCCUCGAAUUAGAGAUCAUCUUUAAUAACUUGCAUAAAACAUUCAUUACAUUUUAAGUCACCAUCAUCAUCAUCAUCAUCGCAAUUUUUUUUAUAUGCAUUUUUACAUUAAUUUUAUUUUAGAAAUAAGUAUUUUAAAAUUGGUGGCAGAUUAAUCAACAUAUUCUUUUAUUACUUUUAUAAUAAAAAUAUAUAUGUUAACCGCUAAUUAUGCAAAAUAUAUAUACCGUUACUGUAUAUAUGUCGAAAUCGAAGACAUGUGGAAUAUGGUUAUAGAUCGUCACCAAAAAACAAUUAUUAAUCGUCCAAACUUUUCCAAAUAUAUGAUCCCGUAGACAUUCAGGACCUCUGAGCAAAGAAGUAGUGUGGCAAGUUUUGGAGUGUAUCAAAAAAAAACUUCUAUUUUCUUCCUCUAAUCGUUUUUUUUUUUAAUUAUUAUAUUUUUUUAAUUUUAACAAUUAGUGCUUAUAACACUUUCGGUGUGUGACGCGUUUCACUUUUCUGACUAAAUUUGUCAGCUAUAAUUUCCCUUAUCCCUUGUAGUCAGCAUAACCAGACAUAGUUCUCCAAAGGCUAAACAAUAUAAUACUUAUGCUUUCUUUUCUUUUACUUUUUGAGUGCUUCCAAUGGAAGGAUCAAUUUAAAUUUCAUAAAUUUUAUAUAAUAAUCGGCUGAAGAGUGACCUUUAGUUUUUUUUACGAAUUUGUUUUUAAAGGAUUAUCCAUUUCGAGGUUCCUUACUUUUUUAAAGAAAAAUCACAGAAAUUUCAAAUUUAAUGGGGAAUGCUUAUGAUCAUUUGAAAAAACUCUAUUUGGCGAUUAUCUCUUUCAAAUGUUGGCCGCGUCGACGUCUGAAAUGGUCCAUCCGUUGAGUCCAAUUUUCGAUGACUCGUUCGAACAUUUCGACUGAUAACUGGCGUAUGACACGUGAGAUGUUUUAUUCCAAGGGCUGAAACGAAGCGGGAUUAUCCGCCUAGACAUUAGACUUUACAUAAACCACAGAAAAAAGUUUAACGGUGUGAUAUCAUACGAUCUUGAUUGCCAAUCGACCGGCCCGUCGUAUCUUUUUGGAACUUUUCAAGAGCCAAUAGAGCGAAGCGAUAUCGCUUGGGAAGGCUUUAUUUUGUACGCUUUCAAUUCGAGUACGUCAGUCCGAGUUGCUGUGAACGGUGCGAACGAAUCGACCAAUGCGACUCUCGCGUGAUCUGUCAAAAAAAGCAAGUUUUCUACUGCCUCAUGUGCCUCUUUAAUGCUUUAACGCUUGUGUUCUCAACAAAACAGAUUAUUAAGGCAUAGUAAUUUUUUAACCAAUACUAAUUCUAUUGGAUAAAUAAAAUAAAUUUAAAUUUUUCCUAGCUAUAUGAACCUAUAAUACAGAUUUAUUUAAAACCUUGCCAAUUUUUAUAGCUUGGUAGCUCUGAAAUCUUCUUCUUCUUUAUUGGCGUAGACACCGCUUACGCGAUUAUAGCCGAGUUAACAACUCUCUCUCUCUCUGAAAUACUCUAAAUAUAAUACGAUUUUCGAAUAUCGUGUACGAUAAAUGAAAUUUUUGAAUAUAUUGAAUCGGGUUUUAGGAGGGUAGGCGAUAAUUUUCAGUUAACGAAAGUUCAUAUUAGCAACAAAUUUUCUAUAAAACCUACUAGUUGACUAAUAUACAUACAUAAAUGUACUGAUUUUAUCUAAGCGACUGCAAAAUAUACACGAAUUCGAAUAGAAAUCUUAAAAAUUCCAAAACGAUCAGCUGAAAGAUUUUUGAUUAGAGUAUGCACGGGCAUAAUACGAGGGCUGCUAUAUAUAUUUCUGGCCUAAUAAUGAAAAUAGGAAUAUUUAUCAACGAAAAUGGUUUUAUUGUUUUUCAAAAUAUUCUCCAUCAAGGUUUAUACACUUUUGCAUGCGCUCAAACCAAUUUUCGAAGCACUUUUUCCACUCCGAUUGAGACACCUCCAAAACAUGGUUUAUGAAUGCUUCAACAGCAUCUUCUGGCGACGAAAAUCGUUGACCACGCAUUAUUUUCUUGAUGUGUGGGAAUAAAAAGAAGUCAUUGGGUGCCAAGUCAGGGCUGUACGGCGGAUGACCCAUCAAUUCGACGUUUUGACCGGUCAAAAAGGCGCUGGUUUGAGCCGAUUGUGAGAGCUCGCAUUGUCAUGGUGCACAAUGAUUCGUCUUCUCCUGUUCGUUUUUCGAAUUUUUCCGAAGACUUCAGGCAAACAAAUGGUGGUUUACCACUCAGAAUUGACCGUCCUACGUUGCUCAAGCGGAACAGUCGCCAAAUGACCAGUUUUGCCGAAGAAACAGGCGACCAUUUGCUUCGAAGUGCUUCUUCCACAAACAAAUUUCGUUGGAUUUGGCUCGUCUUGGAAGACGCACACGGUCGAUUGCUGUUUUGUUUCGGGCUCGUACGCAUAGAUCCAUGAUUCGUCACCUGUGACGAUCUUAUAAACGUCUUUUGAAGCACCGCGAUCGUAUUUUUUCAGCAUUUCUUUACACCAAUCCACACGAGCCUUUUUUUGAGCGAUUGCCAAAUUGUGCGGGAUCCAAAGAGAACAAACCUUUUUUACGGCCAGGUGUUCAUGCAAUAUCGAAUGAAUGUUGGUGGGAAAAAUGUAUAGGCAUGCCUCUAUCUGAAGGUAUGUUGCAUGACGGUCUUGCAUUAUCAAUUCACAGCGGCUGUUUUUGGAAGACCUUCACGGAAUUCGUCUUUGAGCGAGCGUCGGCCACGAUUGAAUUCGUUGUACCAGUUUUUCACAGUGCUAUAGGAUGGUGCUUCAUAGCCAUACAAAGAUUUUAGUUCAUCGAUACACUCUUGUGAUAAUCCACGUCGAAAGUUGUGAAAAAUGAUCGCACGAAAAUGUUCACGAGUUAAUUCCAUUUUUUGGCCGAGAUGAAUUUUUGAAUUCCCUGUAAAUAAAACAAUUCACGAUUAAAUGACAAAACGUUCUGAGUGAUGCUAUGCUAAAAAAUGUCAAACUUUCCAAUGGAAAUGUCAAAUGCACCUGGCAACACUUAGUGUUGCCUAGGCCAGAAAUAUAUAUAGCAGCCUCCGUAAUUAUAAAUUGAAACCUUUUUUUUACUGAAAAUUUUAUUGUGAGCGUUUUUUUAAUCAAAGUUUAGUUAAAUAUAUACAUACAUACAUAUAUUAGAAAUAUAUAUUUUUGCCCUUUGGUGGUGGUUGAACCUUUAAUAUACCCACAUACCUGUAGUACAUUGAAGUAAUGCAUUUUCGCCUUAUUUUUGUGUAAUUUUUUAUUGUUCUUACUAUUUGUGUCCUUUCAGGUGAAUCGACAUAUUUAUAAAUAUUUUAUAUACCACAAUUUUUCGUUUGCAGUUAUUUAUGUAAAAAAUAAUUAACUUUUAGGUUAUGAUUUAAGUAAUUAAUACAAAAAAUAUGUUAUUUUAAAUUAAAAUAGUUUUUUGCUUGUAAACUUACCAGUUGUAUAAUAAGUGAUCUAUUUUCUUAAGCAACCAUACAUUGUAUAACAAUCUAUUAUUUUUAAAAUGUAAAAUUUUUACUUUUAAGUUGUACAUAAACAAUACAUACAUAGGUACAUACAUACAUAUUUACAAUUAUGUAUAUUUAAAUAAUUUUUUAAGUGGUGAGAUUUUGAAUUUUGUUGAAUUUUAGUGGCCUAAAUGAUAGAUUAGCGCUUGCGAGCACAAAGUACUCGGAGCUUCUUUUCUGCUCAGAGUAGAAAAAGCAAAUAAUCGUAAUUAAUUAAAAUAAGUUGAAAAAAGUU
Molecule: messenger RNA, 10849 nt
Organism: Bactrocera neohumeralis
Lineage: Eukaryota; Metazoa; Arthropoda; Insecta; Diptera; Tephritidae
Gene: Pten
Exons: 11
Coding region: 886-4005 (1039 amino acids)
Biological process (GO): phosphatidylinositol 3-kinase/protein kinase B signal transduction; cell motility; phosphatidylinositol dephosphorylation
Cellular component (GO): cell projection; nucleus; plasma membrane
Molecular function (GO): phosphatidylinositol-3,4,5-trisphosphate 3-phosphatase activity; protein tyrosine phosphatase activity
Source: RefSeq, a predicted model, not a curated record